Messenger RNA from Onychostoma macrolepis, 2267 nucleotides. RefSeq names its product family with sequence similarity 72 member A (gene fam72a). The record is from RefSeq and is a predicted model, not a curated record. NCBI's taxonomy places the organism in Eukaryota, Metazoa, Chordata, Actinopteri, Cypriniformes, Cyprinidae. Gene Ontology annotation, cellular component: cytosol. The transcript has 5 exons. The coding region runs from base 228 to 671 and encodes 147 amino acids.
UCAGCGUUAGCGAUCCGGCUGUUUGAAAAUCUUUCAGGAAGUGUAUAUCCGCUUGGACGCGGACGUAAACAAACGUAGCAUAGCAAUCUAAACCCCGUUGUGACUAUAGAGAGAUUGUACUGUAGUACAAUGCGUUUCUCUGCCGCCUAGAUCUAGAACGAUCUGAUAUCCGGUAACAGGAACCGGAGCUUGUUAAGAGCUUUACUUGAGAAGUUCUCAACUCAACAAUGUCUACUUCAAAUUUCAAGAAUAAGUGUGUGACGCAAGUCAACUGUAUAUACUGUGACAGUCUGCUGUGCAUGAGAGGGAUGAAAGCAGUACUUUUGGCUGAUACGGAAAUAGAGUUGUUCUCAACCGACAUACCACCAAAUAGGACAGUUGAUUUUGUGGCAAGCUGCUAUUCCACUGAAAGCUGCAAAUGCAAAUUAAGAGACAUUGCUUGUUUGAAAUGUGGGAAUGUUGUGGGAUAUCAUGUGGUGGCCCCAUGCAAGCCCUGCUUGCUGUCCUGCAACAAUGGUCAUUUCUGGAUGUUCAACAGUGAGGCUGUGUCCACCAUCAACAGACUGGAUGCAACAGGGCAGAACCUGCUGCUGUGGGGAGAUCUUCCAGAACUGGAGGGCAGUGAUGACGAGAGCCUGGACAGUCUCUCAGAAGAAGAGUACCUCAGAUAGAAACACACACAUCUAAAGGAAGUAGACUCCGACGGUAGCGAACUAGUUUACUUUUAUUCACAAAUGUCUCCGUUUAAAGCACAUUGUCUUGUCUUUAGCUGACUGGGAAUAGGAAAAAGGAAAAAAAAUCCAUCCCAGCUUGAUUUAUAUGCAUUUUCUUUCUGCAUUCUCUCAGAUUAAUUUCAGUAUGUCAGAGUGCCACUACCAAAGAUAUGUUUUCUUUGCUUUACGGUUGCAGUAGCACAAAACAUGAUUGGAUUUAGAUAUUUAGAAUGUUAUCCUCAUAUGUCUUUAUACAACAUUCAUAAAUGGAUCAGACUGUUAAAGAUUAACAGUAGUGUUACUUUGAGGUGUUAAUACUGGUUAUUUACUCCGGUACUAAUGCAGUUUCUGGAAGGCAACCAAAUGGAUGAGAUAGAUAGAUAGAUAGAUAGAUAGAUAGAUAGAUAGAUAGAUAGAUAGAUAGAAACAAUCUUGCAAAAUAAAAUGCUGGUUCCACAAGUCUAGGUGGUUUUAUAGGAAGGAAAUGACUGACAGUUACCAUGUUUUAAUGGUUUACCAGUAUAUUUGUCCAAUUAAAUUGAAUGUCACAUAAAGUCCUCUGAAGAUGGAUAUCAAUUGGUACAUUUAUUCUAAACAUGGUUCAUCCUUGCAUAAUAUUGUCUUUCAUCUGAUUAUUUUCUGUAUUUAGAUUUUGCUCUUUUCAAGGCUUUAACAUUUGAAGUGGCACAAAAUGACUUGGCAGCUUUGAGUAGAGUAGUUAGGUCUCAGCUCAGUGACAUUUGGCAUUUCAACAACUAUAAUUUAACAUUAUGGUACUUUUUCAUGGCACACUCUUUUCAAUCAAUGCUGUUUCAUUACUCCAGUUAUGUUUCACUGUUAGUCACCAGGGCAAUCAUGAAAAACGUCAGAAAGAAAUCUGCACUUAAUUACUGUAAAUUCUGCAUGACACUGUGUGACAAACUGGACAAAGCAUUUUUAAGCUUUCUGAUUUUUUUUUCUUUUUUUUUUCAAUGGAGGUAACAAAAUGAUUUGCAUUUUCUUCCAUUUCUUUUGAUUUCUAAAGACAGGAUGUAGUCGUUCAGUAGCUGUUUACCAUUUCACUGUGUAAUAUGAUUUUCACAGAUCAUUUUUAAAUAUUUCAAAAAUAUGAAGGCUAUUAUGCCCCACUGUAAAUGUCUUAGUGCAACAUUUUACAUCAUGCUGUACUGAAGGUUCCAUUUUAAGUAAAAAUAACAGCAACAAGAGUAAACCACCACUAUUGUGAUAGCUUUCAGGUGUAGCAUUUUUAGGGGUUGGCUCUUUUAUGCCUUGAAGCGAUCUUUAGUAUGCAUCUAUGACCAAAAUAAAAUGGCGAAAAAUAUGUUUGCAUUUUAACUUAUUAACAGAGGAUUUAUUUGAUUUAUCUAUGUUUUGAAUGUAUUUAUUAACAGACAUGAUACUGUAUUUAUACUGACGUGAUUUCAUUUGCGCCAUGUGAGGAUGAGAAAAAAAAAACAUUUGUAUACUUUUGAUCUGCACUGACAAUAUGUUGUUGGUUUAAACUUUGGGUUAUUUUGUAUGCUGAAUGUCUUGAUAUUAAAUUUUUAAUGUGGA